Molecule: messenger RNA, 7427 nt
Organism: Daphnia pulex (common water flea)
Lineage: Eukaryota; Metazoa; Arthropoda; Branchiopoda; Diplostraca; Daphniidae
Gene: Spt6
Product: transcription elongation factor SPT6-like
Exons: 22
Coding region: 170-7246 (2358 amino acids)
Biological process (GO): transcription elongation by RNA polymerase II; nucleosome organization; mRNA transcription by RNA polymerase II
Cellular component (GO): transcription elongation factor complex
Molecular function (GO): nucleosome binding; DNA binding; zinc ion binding
Source: RefSeq, a predicted model, not a curated record
UUGAAAUGUAUACCGGCUAAGCCCGCACAGACGAUGCUCAGUUGUUCGUCUCGGACCUUCGAAGUUGUUGUAAUAACGUGUAGCAUCGGCAGCAUUUAUCGGUUUUCUUCCUAUGAACACUCUUUUAAUAAUUGUUAAGUAUUUUGAGGUAGUUUUCUAACCCAAAACCAUGGCUGAUUUUAUCGACUCGGAAGCUGAAGAAAGUGAGGAGGAGGAGGAAUUGACAGAAAAGGAAAAAUCAAAACUUAAAAAGAUGAAAGCUGCGGCUGUCGAUAGUGAUGAUGACGAAGAAGAAGAUGAUGAACAAAUGCAAGAGGAAUUAGGGGACUUGAUUGACGACAACCCAAUUGAAGACGAUAGUAGCAGCAGUGGAAGUGAUAAUGAAACCUCUGGUGGUACCAAAAGAAAAAGAGACGAUGAUGACGAUGAAUUGGAUGACCGACUCAGUGAAGAGGAUUUUGAGCUCAUUGAAGAAAACUUGGGCAUCAAAAUGAAGCGUAAGAAAACUUUUGUCAGAGUCAAAAGGAUUGUUGACGAUGAAUCUGAUGAAGAAGGACAAGAAAGAGGGAGAGAUGCUAUUGCAAAUGAGCUAUUUGAGGGUUCAGAUGGAGAAGAUAGCAGAAGAGCUGCCAGUAGAGUCAGACAAGAAAGAGAUGAAGAUGAAAAUUUAGAUAAAUACUCUGAUGAGGAAGAUGAAGACGAGGAAGAUAUUGGUGAUUUCAUCGUAGACGCCGAAGGUCAGCCUAUUCAUGGAAAGAAGAAAAAAAGAAAAGCAAUUUACACUGACGCAGCUUUGCAAGAAGCCCAAGAUAUUUUUGGGGUUGACUUUGAUUACGAAGAUUUCAACCAAGAAGGUGAAGAAUAUGAAGACGAUGAGGAAGAAGAAUAUGAGGAUGAAGAAGGAAUAAGGAAGACUCGCAAAAAGACUGGUGUUGUUGUGAAAAAGAAGUCACAACGAAAAACUAUCUACGAUGUCUACGAACCUAGUGAACUUGAACGGGGUCAUUUUACUGAUUUCGACGAAAAGAUUCGAAAAACUGAUAUGCCAGAACGCAUGCAACUCCGAAACGUUCCAAUUACUUCUGUCGAAGAAGGUUCUGCCGAAUUGGACUUAGAAGCCGAGUGGAUUUACAAGCAUGCUUUUUCCAAAGCGUCCAUUUCAAAUCAGGACGGUACCGCAGAUGGACGGGAAAAGGUGAUUAAGGGACCUCAGACUGUCGAAAAGAUUCGUAAAGCUCUUGAAUUCAUUCGCAAUCAACACUUCGAAGUUCCUUUUAUAGCCUUCUAUCGUAAAGAAUACGUCCUACCAGAAUUGAGCGUAAAUGACCUUUGGAGAGUUUACAAGUUUGAUGAAAAAUGGACCCAACUGCAGACACGUAAAAAAAACAUGAUGCGACUCUUCAAGAAAAUGCAAAAAUACCAAUCGGAGAAGCUUACGCAAAAUUUGACAGAAUCUAUUCCUGAGAACGUGCGUGUUCUUAAAGAUGAAGACACAGAUAGAUUGAGAAUGGUCCAAUCCAUUGAAGAGUUGAGCGACGUUUACAAUCACUUCACCCUCUAUUACGGCAAUGAUGUACCUGCCAUGCAAGAAGAACAUCGUCGAAGGGCAAGAGAAGAAGCCAAAGAACGGCGAAGCUCAGCAGCCAGGCGAAGAUUGAACGAAGACGGUGAACCUAUGGAUGUCGACGAUUUGGGUGAAGAUUUGCGCGACCCAGAUGAUGUGAAUGUCGACGAGGAAUCUUCAAUCAAACAAGCUAAGCGAAGUGACUUGUACUCUCUUUGCGCCAGAGCUGGUCUUGAUGGCUUGCUAAGGAAAUACGGUUUAUCUCCGGAGCAGUUCGCCGAGAACAUGCGCGACAAUUACCAACGACACGAAGUUGAUCAAACCUCAACAGAGCCGUUCGAUGUUGCCCUCGAAUAUGUCUCGCCCAAAUUUCCGACUGCUACUGAAGUUCUCAAAGCGGCAAACUACAUGUUGGCUGUACAAAUCGCUAAAGAACCUUUGGUUCGUCAGUGCGUCCGUGAAUCCUUCUUUGAACGCGCUCGUAUUGAUGUCAUCCCUACGAAGCAAGGUUUGAAGGAAAUCGACGAGAAUCACAACCUUUAUCCCAUCAAAUUCCUUAAAGAUAAGCCGGUGCGCGAUUUAGUCGAUGAUCAAUUCCUCCGACUGGUGGUCGCUGAGCAAGACAAGUUGCUAACCAUUGUCUUCCAAACGAAAAUUGAAGGAGCCACUACUGCCAGUUACGUUGACGAGAUAAAGGCACUAUUUACCCGGGACGAAUUCAGCAAACUUGUACAGGAAUGGAAUGAUCUGCGUAAUGAGAUUAUCGAUCUUGCCCUCAGUAAAUUUGUGUUCCCAGCGCUGGUCAAAGAACUCAAGGCAAAGCUGUUGAACGAAGCCCGAGAAUUUGUUAUGAGAGCAUGCUGCCAACAAUUAUACAACUGGCUCAAGGUUGCCCCUUACAAAGUCGACUUCGAUGACGAAGAGGAUUGGGACACAAAAAAUGGUAUCAGAGUCAUGGGUCUCAGCUAUGUAGCAGAUCUCGAUCAAGCAGCUUUUGGUUGUUUGAUCAACGUCGAUGGUGAGUGUUCCGAUCACAUUCGUCUGGAACACAUUCUGAAGCGCAAAAAUGCUUGGAAGGAGAUGGAUCGUACCGGCAAAGAGAGGGACCUCAAUAUGUUAAGGAAUUUUAUCUUCAGUAAGAAGCCACAUGUGAUCGCCGUGAGUGCUGAGUCUCGAGAAGCCACGAUGCUGGUUGAAGAUUUGCGAGCAAUAACUGCUCAGCUAGUCGAGGAUGAACAGUGGCCAACGAUCAAUGUCGAACUUGUGGAUAACAGUUUGGCUAAAGUGUUUGCAAAUUCGACUCGGGCAGAAACCGAAUUCCGUGAAUAUCCGCUGUUGUUGCGCGAAGCCAUCAGCAUUGCCAGAGGCUUACAGGACCCUCUUAUUGAAUACUCUCAACUGUGCAACACCGACGAAGAAAUCGUCUGUCUUAAAUAUCAUUCUAUGCAAGAUCAACUAUCCAAAGAAGAACUUUUGGAAGGCCUCUAUCUUGAAUUUGUGAACCGAACAAAUGAAGUUGGUGUUGACAUCAAUCGCGCCAUUAACUACCCGCACACGGCCAAUUUAGUGCAGUUCAUAUGCGGUCUCGGACCAAGAAAAGGUCAAGCUUUGAUCAAAAUCCUGAAGCAAAACAACCAGAGACUAGAAAAUCGAACCCAGUUGGUUACUGCUUGUCACAUGGGUCCAAAGGUUUUCAUAAACUGCGCUGGUUUCAUUAAAAUUGACACAAAUUCGCUGGGGGACAGUACCGAGUCGUACGUCGAAGUGCUAGAUGGUUCUCGUGUCCAUCCGGAAACCUACGAAUGGGCCCGUAAAAUGGCUGUUGAUGCUCUUGAGUACGAUGAUGAAGAUGCCAACCCUGCUGGUGCUGUUGAAGAGAUUCUCGAAGCUCCCGAGCGACUGAAAGAUUUAGAUUUGGAUGCCUUUGCUGAUGAGCUGGAGAGACAAGGUUUCGGCAACAAACGAAUUACUUUGUAUGACAUUCGAUCUGAACUAAACCAUCGCUACAAGGAUGGUCGGCCGUCAUAUCAGCAACCAUCACCUGAAGAUAUCUUCAACAUGGUUACCAAAGAAACUCCGCAAACCUUUUUCAUCGGCAAACUGGUCUUGGCAACCGUCACAGGCUUCCAACAUCGUAAACCCAAGCGAGAAGAACUGGACAGAGCCAAUCCAAACAGAAACGAUACUACUGGCUUGUGGCAAUGCCCGUUUUGUCUGCAGAAUGAUUUCACUGAUCUGUCAGAAGUUUGGAAUCAUUUUGAUGCUGGAUCUUGCAGUGGUCAGGCGAUCGGUGUUCGUAUCCGCUUGGAGAAUGGACUGUCUGGAUUUCUUCCAAUGAAGUGCCUCUCUGAUUCUGAAGUAACGAAUCCGGAAGAACGUGUCCGUCCAGGACAGACGAUCCAUUGUCGCAUUACUAAGAUCGACGUCGAACGCUUUUCCGUAGUGGCAACAUCUAAAUCUUCCGAUUUGAUGGACAGAAAUGGUGAAUGGCGCCCGCCAAAGGACGCUUACUACGAUACACCAGCCGAAGAAGCUAUCUUAAAGGCAGAAGAGGAUUCCAAAAAGCUCAAGCAUCGUCAAAGCUACACAAAACGUGUUAUUGUUCAUCCUUCUUUCAAGAACAUUGGGUUCAAAGAAGCAGAGAAGCUUAUGACGUCAAUGGAUCAAGGUGAAGUCAUUGUUCGACCAUCCAGCAAAGGAACGAAUCACUUGACAGUCACUUGGAAAGUUGGCGAAGGCAUUUGUCAGCACGUCGACGUCAGAGAAGAAGGCAAAGAAAAUGCUUUCAGCCUCGGCCAAUCUCUUAUGAUCAACGACGAGGAGUUUGAAGAUUUGGACGAAAUCAUUGCUCGUCACAUCAAUCCAAUGGCUGGACACGCCCGAGAUUUGUAUGCCUUCCGCUAUUUCCGCGAUUUAGGCAUUCCAGAAGAGAAUUAUACAGCAGGAAAAGAGCGUGAACGCGCCGACGAAGUGAUCAAGGAUGACAAAAAGAAAAAUCCUGCAAAGAUCCAUUACUUUGUUACGGCUUCACGCGACUUUCCGGGGAAAUUUAUGCUCACCUACUUGCCACGGACAACGUCUAAACAUGAAUAUAUUACUGUCACGCCGGAGGGAUUCCGCUUCCGAGGACAUGUCCACGACAGUUUAGCGUCUCUAUUCCGAUGGUUCAAAGAACAUUUUAGAGAUCCCGUUCCUGGCACUCCUUCAUCGCGUGGUGGUGGCGUCGGCGGCGGCCAUCACGCUAGUUCUUCCCGUACACCCGGCUACGGUGGGACUGGAACUACUCCCAAUGUUAAUCCAGAGACUCUUCAGCGAGUGGCUCAAUCGAUCCCAGCCAAUAUGCUUCACUCCCUUAGUCAGGCUGCACACUUCCAAGGAACACCUACCCCAUUCGGUUAUCCAGCUAACACUCCAUACACACCUUCGGGAACAACUCCGUUUAUGACUCCGUUUGCCACAACCCCACACCAACCUCAAACUCCACGGUAUUCGGGCACACCUGCAACAAACGCCGCUCCUUCGGCAGGGGGUUCUCAGGGCACGUUCAGGACUCCUGCUGCCCCAACUGCUCACAGAGGAUAUGGAUCGCAAAAUCAUGCGUCACCAUUCAACCGUCAAUCUAGUGGAUCUAAUCGACCCAGUUCUCAAAGUUCAUCCAGAGGUGCCGCAACCGAAUCGUGGGAUGCUCCUGUCGAUGAUUGGGGACUGGGAAGCACCGCUAAUGGUUCAAAGACCUCUACAUCUCGUUCUGCAGCACCCGCCAGCAGCGAACCUGAUGACUGGAACGCUGCAACCAACGCCUGGGGUUCCGUUACAUCCAAUCGAACUGCUGCGAAAACGACGCCUAAUACAAGACCUGCAUCAAGUAGUGGCGCCUCUAAUGAUGAUUGGGGAGCUAGCGCUGAUGCGUGGGCAUCGGGCGGAAGUUCAGCUCCUCGUGGAAGAACAACACCAAGUGCAAGCCGAGCAGGAACCAGCACGGAUGAUUGGGGCGCACCCAGCAAAACGCCAACCAGUGGUAACGCUGCUGCGGCGGAUGAUUGGAAUUCCGGCUGGGGAUCUACAUCCAAUCCGUCUACUCCCAAGUCCACUUCUGCUCCCAAAUCUGGAGGUGGUGAUGACUGGGGAGCCAAAGCUGAUGCUUGGGCAAGCUCUAAGGGAAGGACAACUCCAAGCGCUAACAAAGGAGAUGAUUGGGGAGGCUCUACCAGUUCAAGCAGUCCCUGGGCAACUGGCGCAAAUGCUGCUCCCCAAUCAAGAGGUGGAAGAACUUCUUCACGGGGUGGAUCCAGAUCCGGUGCUCCUGCCGUCAGCCAACCCGCUCCAGUCGACGAUUGGGGUAUACCAAGUGAUACACCAGCUGCCCCACCUGCUACAACUACACCUCGUAGCGGUGCAGCAACAUCAUCAGCCAACGACGACUGGGGUUCAGAAGCCGAUGCCUGGGCAUCUGGAACUAGUAGCAAGCCAACAACUCCGAGAGCUGCACCGGCCGCUAGUUCAUCUGGUGGUGGCGGUGAUGAUUGGUCAUCAGCAGCUGAUACCUGGGCCAGUGGAAGCAGCUCCAAGACCACAACGCCUAGUGCCAGCAAAUCGGAUGAUCCAUGGAGCGCCGUAGUUAACAGUGGAGGAUCGUCUUACAGCUCUAGAGGAGGAGGCGGGGGAUCGUAUGGCUCUAGAGGAGGCGCUGGUGGCGGCAGAGGAGGAGGAGGAAGACCCUGCUUUAAUUGCAAUGAAGAAGGUCACAUGUCUAGAGAAUGCCCCAAGCCUUCUACCAGGGGAGGUGGUAGAGGAGGAGGAAGAGGAGGAGGAAGAGGAGGAAGCACUGCGACGUGUUAUAAUUGCAAUGAAGACGGACACAUGUCGAGAGAAUGCCCCAAGCCUUCCACCAGGGGUAGAGGAGGUGGAGGAAGAGGAGGAGGAACCGUGUCCUGUUAUAAUUGUAAUGAAGACGGGCACAUGUCGAGAGAAUGUCCCAAGCCUUCCACCAGGGGUAGAGGAGGAGGAAGAGGAGGAGGUAGCGGUGGUGGAAGGAAUACUUGCUUUAAGUGUAAUGAAGAAGGGCACAUGUCAAGAGAUUGUCCCAAUGGAGGCAGUAGCGGGGGAGGCAGUCGCUCCCGAUCCAGUACCGCGCUUGCCGAUGAUGAUUGGGGAACACCUUCCGCCACCAGCAGCAGCAGUCCAUGGGCUACGGGUGCUAAUGCAGCUCCUAGAGGCAGAGCAACACCGAGUGCUGGAAAAUCAAAUGAUGAUGACUGGGGAGCUCCAGCACCUCCUCGAGGAGGCAGUAGAUCAACACCAAGUGCCAGCAAGUCAAAUGACGAUGAUUGGGGAGCUCCUGCGCCUCCCGUAGCAGGUGGCAGAGCAACUCCUAGUGCUAGCAAAUCCAACGACGAUGAUUGGGGAGCUGCUGCCGAUUCCUGGUCUUCGGUUACUGGAAAGAGUGGUGGUGGAGAUCGCGGGUCACGAUCUAGUAGAAGUGUUGCACCUUCAGGGGAUUCCUGGGACACUGACGCGACCUCCAAAGCUUCUGCUUCUAGAGGAGAUGAUGAUUGGGGUUCGUCUACCACUGCACCUGGAACAACACCGAGAUCUGGUGAUGGUCGAAGAAGCUCCCGCGCAGGUGGUCGCAGUCCACGACAGAUGGAAAUGGGUGAUGCCACUCCACUCUACGACGAGUGACGUGCUAAUAAUUAACCCCUAACGUUGAAUUUUCUCUGUUCCCUUUGCUCAUUUUUUGUUUUCGUUCUUAAUCAUCUCUCUAACCUGGCUUUGCGAAAAUCAUCACUAGUAUCGUACUGAGUUCGGGCAAAAUUUUGAUACUUGAUAAUUGAAUACAAAGGACACGUAUUUGCACUUGCAA